This is a messenger RNA of Anopheles marshallii, 372 nucleotides long. RefSeq names its product probable prefoldin subunit 6 (gene Pfdn6). Gene Ontology annotation, molecular function: protein-folding chaperone binding. Gene Ontology annotation, cellular component: cytoplasm; prefoldin complex. The transcript has 3 exons. Gene Ontology annotation, biological process: protein folding; chaperone-mediated protein complex assembly. Lineage: Eukaryota; Metazoa; Arthropoda; Insecta; Diptera; Culicidae. The record is from RefSeq and is a predicted model, not a curated record. Bases 1 to 372 code for a protein of 123 amino acids.
AUGGACAAGGAAGCCGCUGUCGUUCAACGUAAACUGGCAGCUGAGUUGAAGAAUUUUCAAGAUUCCAUAAAAGAAUACGCGAAGCUUAUGCAAACGCACCAGCAGCUCGAUGGACAGUACAUCGAAAACAAGAGCAUUUUGGAAGAGCUGCAAAUGCUUAAACCAACCAAUACGGUGUACAAACUGUACGGUCCGGUACUGGUGAAGCAAGAUCUCGAAGAAAGCAAGCAAAAUGUUGGAAAGCGUAUCGAGUAUAUCUCGAAAGAGCUUACACGUAGUGCGGAACAUAUUAUCCAGCUCGAACAGAAGCAGGAUAAGUAUCGUGCGAAUCUGCAGAAGCUGCAGCAGCAGUAUCAAGCCAUGGUAAAGUAA